This is a messenger RNA of Dermochelys coriacea (leatherback sea turtle), 4507 nucleotides long. RefSeq names its product divergent protein kinase domain 1A (gene DIPK1A). The transcript is spliced from 7 exons. Bases 1123 to 2340 code for a protein of 405 amino acids. The record is from RefSeq and is a predicted model, not a curated record. Lineage: Eukaryota; Metazoa; Chordata; Testudines; Dermochelyidae.
AUUAGUCCUAUUGACAUCAGUACAGAUUACAUUUCAAUUGUAUAUAGAUAUUUAGUUGACUUGUGUUAAUAUUGCUGAAGUUCUAAUUUAAAAACAAAACAAGAGGCUUGUCUUCACUGCAUUGUUAUCUUGAAGAAUAACUUGAAUGUUGUCCCUUACCUGCCUCAGGUCUGCACAUAAACAUCUCUAGCUAAAGUAAGUGGUGCAUUAAGCCUCAGGUAGAUGCCGGUGGCUUGUUGGGAUGGAUGGGUUGAAGCUUGAGUGCAGGUGAAGUUUGCAUAGUAAUGCAAUCAGGACUUUGCUUACAGUCCAGUCCAUUUAAGAAUCAUGAAGUCCCCCCCCCCCAUGCCUUCCUGAAACUUCCACCCAGGCUUAAUUGUUAUUUGUCCCCCCCUUGUAUCUUGAUUGGACAUUAUCUACCGUGUAUUAAUACUCAGUUUGAUACUUGGACCCAGUCUUCCAUGUGGCCCUUUGCACCUGUAGCAUUUGUUCUAGCUCAGCUAUUAAAUCCCUGAAGUCACUGUACUGCUGGGAAAUGACUAAGUGAAACCCUGGCAAGCUCACUUGACUACAGUUUGACUGGGUGAUUGCCAGAAUGCAGCUCUAUACCUAGGCAGCUCAAAGGCCUCUUGAGAAGUUCAUGAGUGAUUCCUCAUGGAGGACCCUGAGCUGGGUCUGUUUCUGGCUGCGGAGCUCUCGGGUGAGGCAGAACCAAUGCUAGGGGCCACAGUCACUCCAUCCUUGACCAAGAGUCUGGGGAGAAGAUGCUGAAACAGCAUUACUUCAGCCAGCCCUUCUGCAUAAGUGCAGUCCAGCCUCCCACCCAAAGGCCAAUGACUAUCAGCACCAAAAUCUAGAAGCAGAAGGUAGAGAACACAGGAGGACCUUUUGAGGGACUUGGGCAGAAGGUCUGACCUGCUCUUCGAGCUUCAAAGGGAGAUGCUGGAGAAGGAACAGCAAUUCCAGACUGCAGCUAAGAUGAUGUUGGAGAGGGAGAAAUGCAUGGUGGCAGAGUCAGAUACGAUGCAGGCAGCCAAAGUGUGAGCUUUCUUACACUGGCCCAUUGCUGACCUGAGCUCUGAUUUGGAGGGACCACCUUCUAUAAGGGUCCGCUUCUCAUAUAUGCGAAUGAAGUAUCUCUUCAUCUCUUGGUUAGCAGUAUUUAUUGGCAGUUGGAUUAUAUAUGUUCAGUACUCCACUUACACAGAGCUAUGCAGAGGUCAUGACUGUAAGAAAAUAAUAUGUGAUAAAUAUAAGACUGGAGUUAUUGAUGGAUCAGCUUGUAGUAGUCUUUGCGCUAAAGAAACUCUGUAUUUUGGAAAAUGUUUGUCAACAAAACCCAAUAACCAGAUGUAUUUAGGAAUCUGGGGUAAUCUACAAGGUGUUAUAAAAUGCCAGAUGGAAGAAACUAUUCAUCUUGAUCUUGGAACUGAACCAGAACCAAAAAAAGAAAUAGUUCUGUUUGAUAAACCAACUAGAGGAACUACUGUUCAGAAAUUCAAAGAAAUGGUAUAUGGUCUUUUAAAAAGAAAGAUGGGUGAACAGGGAAAUCUUUCUGAACUGGUUAAUCUCAUCCUGUCAGUUGCUGAUGGAAACAAAGAUGGUCGAGUUUCCUUACCAGAAGCAAAGUCGGCAUGGGCUCUUCUGCAGCUAAAUGAGUUUCUGCUUAUGGUGAUCCUCCAGGAUAAAGAACACACCCCAAAAUUGAUGGGGUUUUGUGGCGAUCUCUAUGUGAUGGAAAGAGUUGAAUAUACCUCUCUCUAUGGAAUAAGCCUUCCAUGGAUCUUAGAACUUUUCAUUCCCUCUAGUUUCAGAAGAAGCAUGGACCAGUGGUUUACUCCAUCAUGGCCUAGAAAGGCAAAAAUUGCUAUAGGGCUUUUAGAAUUUGUGGAAGACAUUUUUCAUGGACCUUAUGGGAAUUUUCUUAUGUGUGAUACCAGUGCCAAAAACUUGGGUUAUAAUGAUAAAUAUGACUUGAAAAUGGUGGACAUGAGAAAAAUUGUGCCAGAAAUUAAUUUGAAGGAAUUAAUUAAAAAUCGUCACUGUGAGUCUGACUUGGACUGUGUUUAUGGUACAGACUGUAGAACUCUCUGCGACCAAAGUAAAAUGAAAUGUGCCACAGAAAUAAUUCAGCCCAACUUGGCAAAAGUAUGCCAGUUACUAAAAGACUAUCUGCUUUGCGGUGCUCCGUCAGAAAUACGUGAAGAGUUAGAGAAACAACUGUAUUCUUGUAUUGCCCUUAAAGUCACAGCAAACCAGAUGGAAAUGGAACAUUCUUUAAUACUAAACAACUUAAAAACUUUAUUGUGGAAGAAAAUAUCCCAUACAAAUGAUUCUUAGUAUCUUUAACCACAGAAGAAAACAUUGUUGCCACUAUAGGAGAUUUACCACUUUUUAUUAAAUGCAUCUUUGGCAUUUUUUAAAUAUUUCUUCUUAGCUCAGAAUUCAUUAACUUUCCUAACUCUUACUCCAGCAAACACUUUCUACAGUGCUUCUCAGAGAGAGAAUGUGCCACUUAAUGAAUUGUCUGCCAGAAGUUACAAGAGCCUUGUGGUUAGAAUGCUCCAUCAUGGAAAUAAAAAACCAUGUGCUUGCCCUCCCCUUGCACUGUGGCAGAAGUCUCUAAAUUGGGGUCUCCUGCUGUCAAUAUUCACUGUGCUACCAUAUUGACUAAUUUAACUUUUUUUUUUUAAAUGUUGUGACUAGCAUCAUUCAUUUGUAAAUAUCCACUGAGAAUUUUUUUUUCCAAGUAGUGUUACAAAUGCUAGCCAAAAGACCCACCAUUAGAAAUAAUGUGCUUGAGUCCAAGAGACUUUUUUGAAUGAAGUGAACAUUUUGAGGAUGAAGUUUACUAAUAACUUAGCAUGGCAGAAUUUGCACAAUGGAAAAUUUUUAAAUUGCUAAACUCAGUGUGACAAUUAAAAUUUAUUCCAGAAAACGGGGUAUUUUAGUAUGAGAGAUUUUUAGUUAGAUUUUGUUUGUAUACACUUUUUUACCUCAUACUUGCAUAUUUAUUGAAUGUUACUACAUUAGCUGAAAGUUCUUAAUUAAACAUCCUGGUACCACAUGCCAUGUUGGGAGCUAAGAUUUUAAAAUAUGUAUUUAUAUAUUUAAAAAUUUGAAUAUACUAGAGCAACAAUAUAUUGUUACACAAUUGGGAAAUAGAGAAGCUGCAAAGCCUGAGUCUUGAAAUGUCAGUAAGAUAUAAGGAAAGUUAAGCAGUAGCCAGUUUUGAAGCCAGGGAUUUUGUGGACUAGGUGAUUCUAAAAGGGUCAGGAGUUUAAUAGUUUCGGUAGCUGCAGUGUGGUAGCCUUUAUAAUGGAGAUCAUCAUAGUAAAGGUUUAGAGUACUUAGUUUGUCUUAAGUAAAGUAUCUAAAACUACAUUUCUAACACUGAUCUAGUCUAAAAGUUUGAUUUUUUUGUAGCUAAGGCUGUGUGGCAAGAUCAUCUUGCAUUUACUCUCUCCUGGUUUACUUUAACAAAUGUCUAAAUUAGAGCUAGGCCUAAGCCACAGAAUCAAAUCUAGGUCCUGAUCUGGAUUUCCCUAAACUUUGGAGAUGUUCAGAUAUGGAGUUUUUUGUUUCUAUUUGGGCCCAUCUUUACCCUAAGAACUAAAUCAAUAAUUAGUUUAUUAUUGGAAAUAUUCUCCUUAGCAUGUUCUUGUUUAAAUUUUUGCAGGGUGCUAGGUUUAUUCUCUGCAACUCUGAAACAAUGAGUGAAUACUAGACUUGGAUCAUGAGGGAAAUAACUUGUGAUCUCAUCUUAACUCCCAUUUGUCCACAUUCCACAUAAUUCUUGACUUUGCUCAGGAGUGGCUCAAAUCACAAAUGAGACUUUGCAAAACUGUGUGUGUGUAAAGCACUUGUGAACACUGCUUGGUAUUCAUCCAUUACUAACCCUUUGUAAGCACUUAAUUCACUUCUACUUUUUGUUCAAGGAAGAUGAGGAAAAAUUUAGAUAGUAUUAGUGCGUUAAUUCUUUUUACUGCUUUGCAGGUCUUUUGUGUUAAACACGCUUCUUAAAUGAUUAGUAUCUGGAUUCAACAAAAUUCUUAUUCAUGAAGGCAUAUAACAAACAUACUUAGAGAAGGUAAAAUCAUCCAUUGUCCUUCCGUGUAUGCUGUGGGAAGUAUUAAUUCUCUUGUUUUAGGUGUGGUUUUGCUUUUUUGUAAAUAUUCAGUUGUUUUGACUCUUGCACAGUAUCUACCAUUCUGCUGUCUCCUUAAAAUUGACCAAUCUGCCCUCCAAGAGGAGGCGUUAAUAUAUCUGCAACUAAUAAAGAAACCAAACAUUAAGUAUAUAAUUUUCUUAACAAAUCUGAAUGUGAAUACUAUUAUGGCUAUUAUGCUUUGAAACUAUUGAACAAAAUAGCGUGGAUAUUGUAAAUGUUUUUUGGAUAACUAGAAACUUGUCAGCAAUGCAGUUUAUUGUACAUUUUGAUUGCUACUGCACCACCUUCAGGAGCUUUCAUUUAGAGUUUUGUUUACAAUAAAUCCAAGGAAUCCUU